UAUUGGAAUGUUAAUGUUAAGUACAAGAAAACUCCCGGGUUAGAAGAAAGAAUACAAAUCAUGUCGAACGCAGUUGCGAAUGGGCUGGCGGGAGCGGGAGGUGGUAUCAUUGCUCAGAUCAUUACUUAUCCCCUGCAAACGGUGAAUACGCGUCAACAAACUGAGAGAGUGGCCAAGAAAGGGUCACGUAAUUCCGAUGGGAGUUCGCUCACUUCCAAAAGCCAUGCAGCUGCUCCUGCCACUGGCGCUCUUCUUCAAAUUCUCCAGGUCAUAAGAACCGAAGGUUGGGGUGGACUUUAUAGUGGCCUUAAACCGUCUCUGCUUGGAACUGCUGCUUCACAGGGAAUUUAUUACUAUUUUUAUCAGGUUUUCAAAAACAGGGCGGAGGCCGUUGCAGCUGCCCGUAGAGACAAAGGGCGUGGGGAUGGUACUGUUGGCAUGUUCUCUUGGCUUGUUGUAGCUGCUAUUGCUGGCUCCUUGAACGUGUUGUUCACAAAUCCUAUUUGGGUUCUUGUGACUCGUAUGCAGACACACACUCAAGCUCAAAGAAAGAUUAUGGAGGAAAGGAGGGAGGCUUUAUUGAGGGAAGAUUCUGAAAGAAGUUUGAUAGAUUCAACUUUGCAAGAGAAAUUGGCUGAACUUGAUUCAGAAAAACCUCGUCCUUAUGGAACUCUGCAUGCGGCACGUGAGGUUUAUACUGAGGCGGGAAUUACUGGAUUCUGGAAAGGAAUUGUUCCAACACUUAUCAUGGUGUGCAAUCCUUCAAUUCAGUUCAUGAUUUACGAGAGCUUGUUGAAGCAUCUAAGGGCAAAGCGUGCUGCAAACAAGCAGGGAUCAAAAACCGUAACUGCUUUGGAGGUUUUUCUAUCGGGGGCCUUGGCAAAGCUGGGAGCAACUGUCUCAACCUACCCCUUAUUAGUUGUCAAGUCAAGGCUGCAAGCAAAGCAGGAGAUUGGUGGGAAUAUCUCAUUAAGAUACUCAGGUACUCUUGAUGCAAUUAUUAAAAUGAUCCGCUAUGAAGGAUUGCCUGGCUUUUACAAGGGAAUGAGCACUAAGAUAGUACAGAGUGUUUUUGCAGCUUCUGUACUUUUCAUGGUUAAGGAGGAGCUUGUCAAGGCAUACAUGACGUUGGCACAUAAAAGCCAGAAAGUUAUGUUGAGCUUAGUGAAAUGACCACUUCACUCCAUAAGAGGGAUUAUUCUGUCAUUGUGGUUUUCCUCUUUGUUUGCAAGUUGUUGCUUCAUAUAGCGAUAGACGUUAUUGUGAAACCUUGAUGGACGCGUUGGCUCUAAAGGCAUGUGCAACCCAGUGCUCACCUUUCGACACUAUAUUUUCUUUUCUGGUUCUCCUUUCCCCAUUAAUUUAUUUUGUGAUGUCUGAUUAUGUUACUUGGGAAAAUGUGAUUUAAAGACAAUCUGAGUUAAUGAUAUUCAAAUUGAGGAUGAUCCAACCAUCAGUUUGAGAAAUAGCUCUCAUGAUAUUAUUUGAGUUUGUAA
Alnus glutinosa is the source of this 1496-nucleotide messenger RNA. Its product is annotated as peroxisomal nicotinamide adenine dinucleotide carrier-like. The transcript has 11 exons. NCBI's taxonomy places the organism in Eukaryota, Viridiplantae, Streptophyta, Magnoliopsida, Fagales, Betulaceae. Gene Ontology annotation, biological process: transmembrane transport; nucleotide transport. The record is from RefSeq and is a predicted model, not a curated record. The coding region runs from base 61 to 1173 and encodes 370 amino acids.